Cyphomyrmex costatus is the source of this 2164-nucleotide messenger RNA. RefSeq lists its product as uncharacterized. Bases 183 to 1679 code for a protein of 498 amino acids. Gene Ontology annotation, molecular function: cysteine-type peptidase activity. The transcript is spliced from 8 exons. The record is from RefSeq and is a predicted model, not a curated record. NCBI's taxonomy places the organism in Eukaryota, Metazoa, Arthropoda, Insecta, Hymenoptera, Formicidae. Gene Ontology annotation, biological process: proteolysis.
UGAACUAAAAGAAUUAGAAGUUAAAGAGAGAGAUUGUGAACGGUUUGUCGGGUAGAAUGUUAUGCGUGAAAACGCGUUGCACAAGUCUAGAAAGACUUCCAUCAUUCUCUCUAGAAUGUUUCAUGACGAAUCAUGCGGCAUUUAAGCUGCCAACACCUUGAAGUUGUUCCAAAGCAGACGGGAUGACGCGGCCAGCCCCAACAUUGCAAACUCUUGGCAGCGUUAUUGUUGUCAAUUGCCAGUUGUUACCGAACCCUACAUACCGCUUGAGCACACCUGGUUAUGUGACACUGGUGUGUCUCUCGAAGUUGCGCGAAGUUAGCGAAAGUUUGAGAAAAGUUUCAUUAGAGAUGUGGACCGCACACUGCCAAAAUUUAGUAUUCAUCGCCUUUGUGUUCUUACCCUCUGUCGUGAGAGGUAUUCCGGAUUAUUCUGGACUGCCACCGGGACCGUAUUGUGCCGCGAGGUAUCCUGAAGGCAGUUGCUGCCCAGGACGACAGGAUGAGUGUAGCGCGCCGAUCCUCAAAACGUUGUGCUACUGCGACGAUUUUUGCAACCGAACUCGUGAAGAGGACUGCUGUCCAGAUUACUGGUAUCACUGCAGAGGGCUGCCGUCGACCACGUCAGCACCCGAGGAAAUAAGAAGAUGCUUUUUCCAUGGAAGGGAGUACAAUCACGGGCAAACGUUAAAAGUUAAUUGUAACACAUGUAAAUGCUCCUCGCUUGGUAAGCGCGCCGAAGUGCUCUGCGAGGAGAAUCGAUGUUUGAUCGAGCCGGAAUUAAUGGAGGAACUUAAUUUACAAGGGCAUACCCUAGGUUGGCAAGCAGGCAAUUAUUCCGAAUUCUGGGGAAGAACACUUCGGGAAGGUGUGGAGCUUCGUCUGGGCACUCUCAAUCCCUCACAAUCCGUGUACAAAAUGAUCCCGGUGCGACGCAUUUACGACCCGGAUGCACUACCACGGGAGUUUGACUCCAGGACGCGCUGGUCACGCGACAUAUCUGGCGUCCACGAUCAAGGAUGGUGCGGUGCGUCCUGGGCCAUAUCCACAGCCAACGUUGCGACUGACAGGUUCUCGAUCAUGAGCAAAGGUGCUGAGGACGCAGAGCUGAGUGCCCAACAUCUGCUCUCUUGCAACAACAGAGGACAACAAGGCUGCAGAGGCGGUUAUCUUGAUCGCGCUUGGCUCUUCAUGAGAAAAUUCGGAUUGGUGGACAAGGAGUGUUAUCCUUGGAUCGGUAAGAACGAGCGAUGCAAACUACGUAAAAGAAGCAACCUAAAGGCCGCCGGUUGUCGAAAGCCACCAAAUCCACUGAGAACAGAAUUAUACAAGGUCGGGCCGGCUUACCGCCUGGGCAACGAAACUGACAUUAUGCAGGAGAUCCUGACCUCUGGACCAGUACAAGCUACCAUGAGAGUUUACCAAGACUUCUUCGUUUACAAAAGCGGCGUAUAUAGGCACUCUCAAAGUGCGGAAUUACACGAUUCCGGUUAUCACUCGGUGAGAAUAAUCGGUUGGGGCGAGGAGAGGUCUUAUCGCGGUCCACCGCUCAAAUAUUGGCUGGUUGUAAACUCUUGGGGGUACAACUGGGGAGAAAACGGGCUCUUUAAGAUCCAAAAGGGAACGAACGAAUGCGAGAUCGAGUCGUACGUGCUGGCGGUAUGGGCCAAGACGACAUAAAAGAAAAAAAGAAACAAGGAAAAUGCCAAAGUACUAGAAUAUCCGAUUGUCAUAACACUGUUGGUGCAUUUAUUGAAUCUCCGUCGUCGGUUCGUCGUCAUGCGCAAUGAUGCGAUUGCCAUCGGGGACAAUGAACGAUACAUCAAUGUUCGAAAGUAUGUGAUCCAAUUACCUGAUCCGUAUAUUGCCUUAUUACACGUUGGAUCGGGAGGAAAGGAGACAGAAACGAAAGGAGGACAGAGUUGUUUAUAUUUAAUAUAAGUAUAUGUGGAUAGUCGAAAAAAUGUCAUCGUUAUUUUCUGAUUAUUCGUAGAUAAUAAUAAUCGUUUGACAUAGAAACGCGUUCACCGUUACGCGUCGAUGAUCGAUAUGCUGUAGUAAAAGUUAUGUCUUUUUCACGUGAUAUCAUCCACGUGUUGCGGUGACUUCGAUGUGUAAGAAGUACUAAGUGCCAAGCGCUUGAAAUAAAUUUUUUAAGUACGUAA